Messenger RNA from Gavialis gangeticus (Gharial), 1652 nucleotides. Its product is annotated as repulsive guidance molecule A-like. Gene Ontology annotation, molecular function: coreceptor activity. The coding region runs from base 1 to 1206 and encodes 401 amino acids. The record is from RefSeq and is a predicted model, not a curated record. Gene Ontology annotation, biological process: BMP signaling pathway. Gene Ontology annotation, cellular component: plasma membrane. The transcript has 3 exons. NCBI's taxonomy places the organism in Eukaryota, Metazoa, Chordata, Crocodylia, Gavialidae.
AUGCUGCUGGUGUCUGUGUGCUGCUGCCUGCCCCCGCUCGCAGUGCAUUGCCAACAGUGCCGGAUCCAGCGCUGCAACGCCGACUAUGUGGCCGCCACGUCGCCGAGCCAUGCCUUGCCGGAGGAGACGCUGCCGGACGUGGAUUACUGCAUCGCCUUGCGGGCCUAUUCUGUGUGCACCCGCAAGACGGCCAAGUCCUGCCGCGGGGAUCUGGUGUAUCAUUCUGCCGUCUUCAGGAUAAAGGAACUCUUUGCCCAGUACAACUGCUCCAGCGAUGGGCCCACGUCCUCGGCCAAGGCCCCCGGCACGCCAGACCCUCUGCUCUCCGAGGUCUGCAACUACGAGAGCAGGUCUGGCUUUCAGCAGAGGUUUGCCCAUUGCGGCUUGUUUGGGGACCCUCACUUGCGGACAUUCAAGGACGAGUUCCAGACGUGCAAAGUGGAAGGAGCGUGGCCGCUAAUAGACAACCGGUACCUCUCGGUCCAGGUCACCAAUGUCCCCGUGGUUCUGGGAUCCAGCGCCACGGCCACCAGCAAGAUCACCCUGAUCUUUAAGAGCUACCAGGGCUGCACGGAGCAGAAGGUUUACCAAGCAACCACCGAGGACCUGCCCCUGGCGUUCAGUGACGGCACGAGGAACGGGGGGCAGCAGGAGGGAGCCGGCAGCCUGCGCAUCCUGGAGAAGCCGGACACGCACCAGGUGGAGAUCCAAGCCCACUACAUUGGCAGCACCAUCAUCAUCCGCCAGGUGGGCCGCUACCUCACCUUCGCCAUCCGCGUGCCCGAGGAGACCCUGAGCCUCGCCGAGGAGGGCAUCGGCCUCCAGCUUUGCCUGCACGGCUGCCCCAAGAGCGAGCUGAUCCAGGAGCACCGGCUGAGCCUGGGGAACGUCGGCCCGCUCUGGCCGGGCUCCCGCUGGGCCUACACGGUGGAAACGGCCACGGAGCAGUGCCGCCACAUCCUGCAGGUGGAGGAUGUGUAUUUUCAGUCCUGUGUCUUUGAUCUGCUCACCACAGGGGACCCUGAGUUCUCCAUGGCAGCCUACGGGGCCUUGGAAGACCUGAAGGCCUUGUACCCCAGCAGACUUAAGCUGCACACGGUCCCCAAGACUGUCAGCGUGGCCGGGAGUGCCCCGGGGCCCAGGCAGCCUCCUGCCACUCUGCUCGGUUGUGCUCUUGCCUUUCUAACGCUGCUCCGGUGGUGCUAACAGCGGCGGUCUGACUGCGGUGGGAUCUGGCAUGGGAAGAGAGCAUUGCCGGGCACUGGCCUUUCUUGAAGCAGAGCGGACAGGUCAAAGUCUCCUCCUCCCACAAAACCAGGCGCUGGGUCCAGCUGAUCCCCUGCUCCGGCCUUGGCAGAAGGUAAAGCGUGGGUUGCUUAGGCGUGCUGGUUUCCAGGCACCAACCACUACUGGUCUGUGGGCAUUUGGAGGGGACCUGUCCCACUACUUGUUUGGCAGAGGUGCCAGAUGCCAGCAGAGAGGCCUUCUCCAGGGGAAAGCUGAUGCCUGCCCAGAGCCUUGGCUGAGGGGCCAACAGAAGUGUCUGUUUGCCAACCAGGAGCGUCUCUGCAGGUGACUUGCACAGGCUUCUCUGCCACCCUCUGCCCGCCUUGCUCGCUCAGCCCAUGGCCGACUCCAUCCAGCGUGCAUCC